This is a messenger RNA of Aspergillus vadensis CBS 113365, 863 nucleotides long. RefSeq lists its product as uncharacterized. Lineage: Eukaryota; Fungi; Ascomycota; Eurotiomycetes; Eurotiales; Aspergillaceae. The coding region runs from base 99 to 614 and encodes 171 amino acids. The transcript has a single exon. The record is from RefSeq and is a predicted model, not a curated record.
GACACAACCUAAAGCGGGAACCUUAUUCGUACCAUGAAUGACCUUUUUAAGGUGGAGAAUUGUGCGAGAAGGGGGGAUAAGCUGAGUGUGAUCGAAUCAUGCAGUAUCACACACCACGGAGCCUUGAUGCAUUAAUCACAUCAGACUCGAGGGCAGUGGUUCUGGGCCUUGAUGGGAGGGGAAGAAGACCCAUGGAUGUAUCAAGAGCUGAUGGUGGUGGGAAGGGAGGACUAUUGAACUCUAAAAGCGGGUCAAUUGAAGCAGCAUCUACCUCAAGUGGUGAUGGAGGGAGGGAAGAUAGAGUCGCAGGAGAAGUGUUGAUAGAGAAAGAGAAAGAGAGAGAGCUGGGACGAUGGAUGGUGACAACAUGGGACAGACAAUACGGUACUGAUACCGCCACCGGUAGGUUGCAGCCAACCAACCUUAAGUUUUGCAAGUGUGUGAAUCAUCGGCUGGUCCGCGCUCCCGCGGCCCACACUUUCUGUCUCUUCAUGCCAUUUCCAUCUUCUCUCAUUUGCUCCAUUGCCCUGCUCUUUUUUUUCUUUUCUCGCUUGUGCCUUGCUCGCUUUCUCUUUGACCCCCGAUUUCGCUUCGGUUGUCUUCUCCCCGUUUGACUCAUCUCCAUUGCACACUUCCUGGCCCUUCUAGACCCCUUAUAAAGGCUGUAUUGCUGUCCUCUUCCAUCACUCUUCCUCUUUCUUCCUUUCCCCUCAUACAGAAUAAUCCCUUCCACACAGCCAAUCUCCCCCCACCAUGCCUUUGAUCAGCACCACAGAAGUCAAUGAGGACACUCGCGGUUAGUAAACAAACCUCAUUUUCAGUGCCAAUGAGCCUGUACUGAUUUGUCAAACCAUUUAGUCCUG